Molecule: messenger RNA, 1746 nt
Organism: Endocarpon pusillum Z07020
Lineage: Eukaryota; Fungi; Ascomycota; Eurotiomycetes; Verrucariales; Verrucariaceae
Exons: 1
Coding region: 1-1746 (581 amino acids)
Biological process (GO): oligosaccharide catabolic process
Molecular function (GO): alpha-amylase activity
Source: RefSeq, a predicted model, not a curated record
AUGUCAUCGUCAAACCUUCCCUGGUGGAAGACCGCCACGUUUUAUCAAGUUUACCCUGCCUCAUACAAAGACUCCAAUGGAGAUGGCUACGGAGAUAUACCAGGGAUGGUCACCACCUUGGACUAUCUUAAGGAACUUGGUGUUGAUGCUGUCUGGCUUUCACCGAUGUUUGACUCACCACAAGUAGAUAUGGGCUAUGAUAUCUCGGAUUAUACCACGGUGUAUCCCAAGUUCGGCACCGUUGCCGACAUGGAUAAACUGAUAGAGGAGAUGCACUCACGUAAUAUGAAGCUCAUUCUUGAUCUUGUUAUCAACCAUACCAGCGACCAGCACAUCUGGUUCAAGGAGUCUCGAAGCAGCAGAAACAACGAGAAAGCCAGUUGGUACAUUUGGAGGAAGCCCACUUAUGUCAAUGGUGAAAGACGGCCACCGAACAAUUGGCGCUCCAUAUUCGGCGGCAGUGCCUGGGAAUAUGAGCCAGCAAGGGAGGAAUACUAUCUUCACCUCUUCUGCCCGGAGCAGCCAGACCUGAAUUGGGAGAACCCUGUCGCUAGGCAGGCAAUUUACAAGGAUGCUAUAGAGUUCUGGCUAGAGAGGGGAGUUGACGGGUUUCGAGUUGAUGCUGUGAACAUGUACUCAAAGGAUCCGAAAUAUCCCGAUGCGGUUAUCCAGGACGCAGGCGCAGAGUUUCAAAGAGCAGAGAAGCAUUACGUCAAUGGCCCCGGCAUGCAUAGAUGGCUAAAGGAGAUGCGCAAAGAGUCGAUUAACAAAUACGGAGAGGUGAUGCUGGUGGGAGAGUUGCCGCAUACGGAUUCGAGAGAAGUGAUUCUAAGAUACAUCUCUGCCGCGGAACAGGAACUGUCCAUUGUCUUUGAUUUCGCCGCAGUGGAUCUUGGGAAGCGCGCAACGGCGAAACACCAAUGGUUCAAGCCCAGCCUACCGGACUUCAAGCAGACCUUUGUCAAAGCGCAGGAUCUGCUGGUCGACACGGAUGCAUGGACUACCGUUUUCUUAGAGAACCACGACCAACAGCGGAGCAUCAACAGAUUCACCACGGAUGACCCUAGAUAUCGAGUCAAAGCAGGAAAAAUCCUCGCAAUGUUGCUUGCCACACUCUCCGGAACAUUGUUUCUAUAUCAAGGACAGGAAAUCGGCAUGGUCAAUGUGCCAGAGACCUGGGGCCCGGAGGAGUACAAAGACAUUAAAUCGAUAAAUUAUUGGAAUGAGAUGAACAGAAAAUAUCCCAACGAUGAAAAAAUGCUCGGCAAAGCUCUUAGGGCUCUCAGAAAUGGGGGCCGAGAUAAUGCGAGAAUCGCCAUGCAGUGGAAUGCUUCGAAACAUGCUGGCUUCACCUCUGGAACUCCGUGGAUGCGAGCACAUGACAAUUACCCCGAGGUCAACGUGGAGGCCGCACAAAGGGACCCAGACAGCAUCUACCACUUUUGGCAGAAUGUGCUCAAGUUGCGGAAAGAGCAUUCUGACGUCUUCAUCGAAGGUGGCUAUGAGAUGUAUGAUUUGGAUAAUCCCGAUACCUUCACAUUUACCAAGACGGUCAAUGGAGAGCCGCGCGCCUUGGUCGUUUUGAACUUUUCAUAUAAAGAACAGAAAGAUCCGGUUCCGCAGAGCUUGAAGAAUACGAAGUUGGAUUUGCUUAUCACGAAUGGUGAGGGCAGAAGUCGGUCGCUUGGUGCUUGGGAAGGGGCUGUGUAUACUAUAUCAAGUGAGCAUUUGCGUUCAAAAGAGUAA